GUCCAACGAAGUUCAGCUAACUGUUACACCUGAAGCAUCCAGCUACUGAGCAACAUUUUUUCCCAUUUCUAGUCCUACUGUAGCCAUACUGGAUUUGUGGAUUACUGUACCUCCGAGGAAUACAACUAUUUAUUUUACUUCUUUCAUCCUUUUUGCCAUCUAUGAAGAAACGACUUGUGACAUUUUGGCUAUUGAUUCACUGGCAGAAUGAGGACGUCUAUGGCACUUCUUGCGUUCAUUUUGGCGAUCUUUGCCACGGUUCGUGCUGGAUGCCCCGCUGUGUGUGAGUGCCCGGCAGCUCGCCCCUCAUGCCCGCCUGGCGUGAGCAUGGUGCGCGACGCCUGUGGCUGCUGCAAGGUAUGCGCCGCCCAGCUCAACCAGGACUGCCACGCCAUGCAGCCCUGCGACCACCACAAGGGCCUGGAGUGCAACUAUGGCAACGACGUGGGCAGCACCCACGGCAUCUGCAGGGCUAAGCUGGAGGGCCGCUCGUGCGAGUACAGCGGCCGGAUGUACCAGAACGGGGAGAACUUCCGCGCCGGCUGCAAGCACCAGUGCACGUGCGUGGACGGGGCGGUGGGCUGCGUGCCCCUCUGCCCCACUCACCUGCCCCUGGCCUCGCCCUCGUGCCCGGCCCCGCGCCUCGUCAGGGUGCCCGGCCAGUGCUGCCCGAGCCUGGACUGCCACAAGGGCUCGUCGGUGCUGCCCCCCGUGGUCAGGAAGCCCGACCCUCCGCCUUUCUUCUUCCCGGGCCUCCUGCCCUACCCCAAGCAGUACCCAGAGCCCUCUUACCCCAAGCCGUACCCAGAGCCCUCUUACCCCAAGCAGUACUUCAAGCGCUUCCCGCACAAGGCCAAGGACACCCUGAGCAACGAGCUGAUGGAGGAGGGGAAGAGGUGGGACAAGCCGCACAGUCACAAGCACCUGGCCGCAUGGAGGCAGGAGGGGAAGCAGUGUGUGGUCCAGACGACCAACUGGUCCCAGUGCUCGCGCAGCUGUGGCAUGGGCGUCUCCUCGCGGGUCACCAACAACAAUGCCCAGUGCAAGCUGGUCAAGGAGACCCGCCUGUGCAACAUCCGACCCUGCAGCUCCAUGUCUCUCCCCAUUAAGAAGGGGCGGAAGUGCUCGCGUACCCAGAAGGCCCCAGAGCCCCUGCGUCUGCACUACGCCGGCUGUCGGAGCGUCCGCCUCUACCGGCCCAACUACUGCGGUGUGUGCCUGGACGGACGCUGCUGCUCGCCGCGUCGCACGCGCACCGCCGCCGUGCGCUUCUCCUGCACGGACGGCGAGCGCUUCGAGCGGUCCGUCAUGUUUGUGCAGUCCUGCAAGUGCAGCGACGAGUGCAGCCACCUCAACGAGGCCGCCCUGCCGCCCCAGCGCUGGCUCUACGGCGACACACACAAGUUCAUCGACUAGUUCUGCACCUUCGCUUUUUAUUUUAACCUCCCUCUAUCUCUGUCUCUCUCUAUCGCCCCUUCCUUACCCAGCCAACCUCCCCACACCCUGAUAGAGUAGCGGUUCCAAGUGUACUUCCCAAGUAGAUGCUAGCCCGAGGCUCAGAUGGCCUCAACUCCUAAGGGUGUCUGAUCCACAGGAGGAAAGGGAGAGUUACGUUUUUUUCCGAGUUUCAAGUCCGAUCCUCCCUUUUGCUCAGAUCUAGUGGAUUAGUGCUGGCCUUAGAUUAGACGCCCGUGUCCAACACGGUUUGAUAGGGAUCGCCACAAGAGCCCCGCGUGUAUAUAGCUAGCCGUGGAUUCUGCGAGCCGCCAUUUUUAUCUCCCUACUAAAAAAAACAAAACAAGCAGUGGCAACGCGCUCUGUGACUGAAGUGACAUGGGACGGGGGAAACGAUAUGAUUUGGCAGCAAAAAGACGUGGUGAAAAAUCCAGAUUCUCAGAGGACUCGCAAAACAGCGGCCGCAUAAAGGCCCCAGUGGACUGGUGGAGUGAAAGACUGGGGUUCGCUUUUCAUGCUGAAUGUGAGCAGGCGCUAAACCCUUCAGUGGCAACGAGUAUUUUCAUCCAGACAGUGUGGGGAAGAGAAAAGAUGCACAGGCUGACUGUGUGAGACUUGUCUUCCAAAGGAGACGAGGGACUUUAAACAUGGACCGAGACAGCCAAGGGGAAACCAAGAUGGAUGAGGAGGCGUCUUCCCUUUUAUUUUCGAGGAAGUCUUCUUUUGCCUCUUAUUUAUGCUAGGCUAUUUAUUGUUUUGACAGAUGAAAUGACAAGCCUUUAAAAAAAAAAAAAAAGCAGAUGAUGAGCCUCUGGUUGGGAAACAGUUGACUGUGAAGGAGUGUAAGAACAUUCUUUGACCAGUAGCCCUCUAGUGUUUCCUCAAGAGCGGUAGGACAUGGGCCAGCCAACGAUGAAAGAGUAUCUCAUACUCGACAACGGGACUGAACCUUCUCCUCUUUUUUAGAGAUUUGUCUGAGGCAAAGUUCCAAAGCCUAAAGAUAUCUUCACCUUCAACCCCAUCCAUUUUGUAUCCCAACAAUGGUGCACUUGGUCUAGAGAGACUUAUGACAAGCGCCUAAAGACCAUCUCGUGGAGUCUUGGCACCAAAACGUCAACUUGGUAACUCCGACAAAUUACAAUGCUGAAAUUUUGGGGGUAGUGAGGAGCCCGGCAACCCUCUGGUUUGCUGUAAAAAUACAUUUUAAAACACCAGCAUCAGACAUAAACAUGUAAUUUGGGACUAGCGGGUGGGACUUUUCUGGAUUCGAUCUGGCCUCUAAUCUUGCAACUGAUGCAAAAAAUCAAGAGACCUAAACUCUUGUUUGAGUUGCUGCUUGCCUCUUGUGGUCUCCAUGUAUGCCAUUUGGCAGUGUUAGAUGAGAUGUUGAGUGUGACAUCAUUCUCAUUAAAGCCAUGGGAGCCAACUUAAGGCAACAAAAUGUGGGUUUGAGCCUGGAACUCGGGAUAUCUCCAGCGACCUCAAAAACACCCCCACUCCCCCAAAUGACUAGCUUUGAUUUUAGCCAUUAGCAGGCAUUUGCAGUGCGCACUGGUAUUAAUCUGUUAGCUGUAUGGUGCAAUAAUAAGAAGAGCAUCAACUUAAUUUACACGCGACAAGUUUAGCAUUCAUGCAGCCUGGCCCUUUUGAAGACUUGGGCCAAGCUUUGGGACAGAGAGGAGACGUACAGAUGUUCAUGCACCUUACCGGACUUGUGUCUGACCACAGCUGGCUUGAUAUGCCACAGGAAUAAGAGUUGGCAGCAUUUUUUUCAUUGAAAUAUAUAUUUGUUACAAUGUGCAGUGUUGUUCAGAUAUCAAGAAGCAAACCAUUAUGUUAUGAGGACAGAAGUUGCAGCUAUAUUUAACCAAAUGUUUUCGGAGUUAUUUUGGCAGUUGUGCUUUUUUUCUGUUCAUGUGGGUCUAAUGAUUUCUAAAUAAAGAAAAAAAAAAGUGGCAUUGUGGAAUAUUUGGGAGCAAAGAAACACAUUUUAAUAGAAAUCCUAAACAGCCUAUAUAUUUUUAUUGUGAUAGUGUGUUUCUUUUCCUUUGUUGAAUUCCAAAAUCAUUUUUACAAAUUCCAUUGUGUUUUCUUUUUGAGGGUAGAAUUCUCCAACAAAUUAAAAUAUGACAAUUUAUUGAUGCAGUAGUGAAGGGUUUACAUUUAAUUUCAGUGAAAUCUAGAAAUAAAUGUCAUUGCAAAUAAUCUGCUUUAAAU
Messenger RNA from Sardina pilchardus (European sardine), 3672 nucleotides. RefSeq names its product CCN family member 1. NCBI's taxonomy places the organism in Eukaryota, Metazoa, Chordata, Actinopteri, Clupeiformes, Clupeidae. Gene Ontology annotation, molecular function: integrin binding; heparin binding. The transcript has 5 exons. The coding region runs from base 208 to 1416 and encodes 402 amino acids. The record is from RefSeq and is a predicted model, not a curated record. Gene Ontology annotation, cellular component: extracellular region; extracellular matrix. Gene Ontology annotation, biological process: signal transduction; cell adhesion.